This is a messenger RNA of Rhinolophus ferrumequinum (greater horseshoe bat), 1787 nucleotides long. It is a transcript of the gene PEX2, whose product is annotated as peroxisomal biogenesis factor 2. NCBI's taxonomy places the organism in Eukaryota, Metazoa, Chordata, Mammalia, Chiroptera, Rhinolophidae. Gene Ontology annotation, biological process: protein import into peroxisome matrix. Gene Ontology annotation, cellular component: peroxisomal membrane. Gene Ontology annotation, molecular function: zinc ion binding. The record is from RefSeq and is a predicted model, not a curated record. The transcript has 5 exons. The coding region runs from base 519 to 1436 and encodes 305 amino acids.
UGGCUGGGCCUUCCUGGGCCUUGCACAUCGUAGUUCUCGUGGGUUUAAUUUCCCCCGUUUUUUUCCAGACACUUCCGGGUCCUGCGUCGCUCCGGAAGCCCGUGAGUUCCGGAAGCCCGAGUAGCCCAGGAAAAGCCAAGCUUCGUAGGGAAUGUUUCAGGAAAAGUUACGUGGAGCGGGGGCGUUUCGCAGACUCCCAAGAGUGGGCUUGCUCUGUUAAAUACUCAGAAGUAUCAACUUUCUGAAAGAAAAGAUGAGUGCCGUGCUACUCUCUUAAAAAUGUAUUUAUGAAGGUAGCAAGCGCAACCCCGUUGGUGGGGGUCAAAUAACCAAGGGGACAGGUCCUGCUGGGACCCAGCCCGUUCGCUCAGAAUCCCCACUCCGUCUUGCCCUCCAGCUCCUGGCUAGUAUGAGGCAAGGAUUUCGCAGAAGAACGAGCAGCCAGAAUCCCCAGUGCUCUAGGCUGUGGAGUCCUGAGGAAGCCCCAGGAAGGGGAAAAAGAGACCUUUGGAGAAGGCAUGGCUUCCAGAGAAGAGACUCCGGAGAGUACACACAGGGUGCUGAGAAUAAGUCAGCUGGACGCACUCGAACUGAACAAGGCCCUGGAGCAGCUGGUUUGGUCCCAGUUUUCUCAGUGCUUCCAUGGCUUUAAGCCAGGGCUCUUAGCCUGCUUUGAGCCCGAGCUGAAAGCGUUCUUGUGGCUUUUCUUGUGGAGAUUCACCCUUUACUCUAAAAAUGCCACCGUGGGACAGUCCGUUUUAAACAUUCAGUACAAAAACGAUUUUUCCCCGACUCUGAGAUACCAGCCGCCAAGUAAAAACCAGAAGCUCUGGUUUGCUGUCUGUACAAUUGGUGGGAAGUGGUUAGAAGAACGAUGCUACGAUUUAUUUCGAAACCGUCACUUGGCGUCAUUCGGAAAAGCCAGACAGUGUGUGACUUUUAUGGUUGGGCUUUGGAAGUUAGGUGAGCUGGUGAAUUUCUUGCUUUUCCUCCAAAGGGGCAAGUUUGCCACUUUGACUGAACGUCUCCUGGGCAUGCGUUCUGUCUUUUGCAAGCCCCAGAGCGUGCGUGAGGUUGGCUUCGAGUACAUGAACAGGGAGCUGCUCUGGCACGGUUUUGCCGAGUUCCUCAUUUUCCUCUUACCUCUCAUCAAUAUCCAGAAGCUGAAGGCCAAGUUGUCUUCCUGGAAUAUCCCUCUCACUGGGGCCCCUGACGGUGACAGCGCACCCGCCACCAGCGGCCGGCAGUGUGCUCUGUGCGGGGAGUGGCCCACCAUGCCACACACCAUAGGCUGUGAGCACAUCUUCUGCUACUACUGUGUUAAGAGCAGCUUCUUAUUUGACGUGUACUUCACGUGUCCUAAGUGUGGCACAGAGGUCCACAGCGUGCAGCCGCUGAAAUCGGGACUGGAGGUGUCAGAGGUGAACGCCCUGUAGCGACAGAGAUGGCUUCCACUGAGGAAAACUGCCUUAGGUUUAGAUCCUCUGCAUUCGUCAUCCUGCGCGUACCGUUUAGGUGUCAUGGAGGAGGGCGUGCCCUUCGCAGCCUCUCUCUUCCCUUCCUUGCCCGGCGUGACUAAAUUCUCUUCACUGGAGUCCACCUGAUUCUUAGUAUAAUUCUGUAAAGGGUAAUGUGUGUGUGUCGUUUCGUUUGUUUAAUUAUUGCCUUCAAUCUCUCAUGUCAAGAAUAAUGGAUGGUUUUGUCAGAUGACUGCUAAGAAUGGCCUGUGUUUUGCUCCUUUCUGGAAAAAGCAUGGACUCUAAAAGUAAAAGGUUUCGGAGACUGUG